GCAAAUUGCACAAGAAGAAGAAACUGAAGGCGAAAAGGAGAGUGACGAAAGCCAUGACGAAGAGGUCACAGUAAAAGGAAGAUCUCAAAAAAAAAAAAGAAAAAAGAAAAAAUCCCCAGCAACUUUUAAUUUAAGUCACAAGUUGUCAUGCGUACUUUGGGUAAUAGGAGAGACGUGUUCUCGUGACAGUGCUGCUCCUUUAACUGUCUGCAUAUACGCCACACCGCUCAUCUCCGGCCGCUGUUCGCUCACUAAACGCGAACUUUACAAGUUUGUGAAGUGAACUUUAUUUUCGCAGCUGCUGAAAUGGAUCCACGCGAGUGAGUGCACAUGGGAGGCUUUAGGCUUAUAGUACAAACUUAGCGACGCUACUGAAUCGCGAGUCUGCAGUGAAUUCAAAAUGUGUCUGAUUUAACGCGAUUAAGAAGACGCCAUGGCAGACAGAAGGACUUUCAACGUUGUGAUUUUGGGUGUGGGAUUUUUGUUUAUUUUCACCGCCUUCACCACCUGUGGAAAUGUUGAGCAAACUGUAGUGAAAAGCCUGGGAAAUUCUACUUUCACUGGAAGUGGGUACCACAGCCUUGGAAUCAUCUAUGGAGUCUUCUCGUUCUCCAAUCUGCUUGCACCAAUGAUUGUUACAGUUAUUGGACCAAAAUUUACCAUGUUUCUGAGCGGCCUGCUGUACAGUGGUUACAUUGCGAUGUUCAUCGUCCCCUCGACAUGGUCUUUUUACUUGACCUCCGUUCUCAUCGGCAUAGGAGCAGCCAUGCUCUGGACAGCUCAAGGACAGUUUCUGGUGGAAAACUCAGAGGCCUCCACCAUCAACAGAAACACUGGAAUGUUCUGGGCUCUCCUACAGUGCAGCAUGUUGUUUGGUAAUCUUUACAUUUAUUUUGACUGGAAUGGAAGAACAGAAAUACCAGACAACAGCAGGAGAAACAUUUUUCUGUCCCUGCUGGUUAUAUCCAUCCUCGGCACACUUAGCUUCCUGGUGUUGAGAAAGAGCCAUCAUGAAGAGGAGAUGCUCUCUGAAGAGGAAGGGCAGUCACUGCUCUCAACUCGCACGAUGUACAAGCACAGAGCGAACACUGCCAUGCAGGAUACUAAAUCGGAGUUCAAAACCAUCCUACGACUGCUGAAGACUAAAACUACCCUUCUUCUGAGUCCUUGCAUGGCGUACAGCGGCCUUGAGCUAUCUUUUUACAGUGGAGUGUAUGGGACGUGUAUCGGAGCAACUGCACAGUUUGCAGAAGCAGCUAAAGGCUUGAUUGGGAUCUCAGGGAUUGUUGUAGGCAUUGGAGAAAUAGUAGGUGGGGGUUUGUUUGGAUUGUUGUGCAAGAACAGCCGCUUCAGACGAACUUCUGUGGUGUUUCUGGGAAUGGUUGCCCAUUUUGUUGCUUUCUAUUUGAUCUUUCUUAACAUCCCUGAUGAUGCCCCCAUUGUUUUUGAAACCACGUCCCUAAAGAAGCCAUAUCUAACUCCAAGUGUAUCCAUUGCCCUGCUGUGCAGCUUUUUGCUUGGACUCGGGGACAGCUGUUUCAACACACAGCUCUACAGCAUAUUAGGCCAUGUUUAUGCUGAAGAAAGCACGCCGGCUUUCGCCAUUUUUAAAUUCAUCCAGUCUGUCUGUGCAGCAGCUGCGUUCUUCUACAGCGGUUACAUCAUGCUGAUGUGGCAGCUCCUGCUGAUGGUCAUCCUGGGCUUCACUGGAACACUUUGCUUCUUCGUGGUGGAGAGGAUGCAGAACUUCUCUGUAGAUAUACAGGAAUUUUAGGAUUCAUCUCAGCAUUAAUGGCUUUCUGAAACUCAUUUUCAGGAUAAAAUGAGGCCAUCAGAAAUCCUGUAAUUUAAAAAAAAUCUCAUUUCAUGAAGCGCUUUUUAAAAAUCUCUUUCUAUAAUGAAGCACCGAGGGUCAUGCAGAUUCACAUAGCAUCGACACUAACGAGAGUUUGAAUUGAUGCCAUAGCUGAAACCAAGCUGCCUUACAAGUCUACACUGUACUUUGCACAAUCCUUUUUUCCUCUCACUCUACAAAGUGGUCAUCGGACAUCUUUAAAGUUAUUUUUCUAUUACUCUGUUGUACUGCACGUGGUCUUAAUAUGGAAUUUUAAUAACUUACCUUAUCAUCUGCUUUGCAUUGCUUUGGAAGCUCAUGUUCGUAAUAACGGUGCCAUUGUUGAAGUUAAUUUAUGAAUCUAAAGCGUUACUGCAGGAUGUUUAGUGCUGUUUAUAAUGACAAGAAUAGAUGACACUAAUUAAUGCUUGACAAUCACUUCAUUUCUUUUUACAUUCUUGCAUAUUAAUGUAAUGUUUUCACCAAUUUUGCUGAAUAAAUUUUAAAACACUGGGGGGGCUCAAGUAUAGACUGUGUUGUGGUCUACAUGAUUAUUAUAAAUCAUCAUUUAAGUCAGCGGUGCAAAUGUUAGAGUCAAGGCAAGUGGUAACAGCUGACAAAAGGUUUGAUCUGUAGAUAAACAUUAAUGUGCUCAUGUGUAUUAAUUAAAUUACAUGUGACCUGUAAACAA
This is a messenger RNA of Maylandia zebra (zebra mbuna), 2525 nucleotides long. RefSeq names its product UNC93-like protein MFSD11. Lineage: Eukaryota; Metazoa; Chordata; Actinopteri; Cichliformes; Cichlidae. The record is from RefSeq and is a predicted model, not a curated record.